This is a messenger RNA of Dicrocoelium dendriticum, 1024 nucleotides long. The record is from the annotation of a GenBank genome assembly. NCBI's taxonomy places the organism in Eukaryota, Metazoa, Platyhelminthes, Trematoda, Plagiorchiida, Dicrocoeliidae.
AUGUGCGUUUACCUUGAGAAUGUCAUAACUGACACUCACCCGUUAUAUCCGGAGCGCGUGCUUGAGCUGAAUGCGAGUGACGAGCGGGGUAUCGAGGUGAUAAGACAGAAAGUAAAGGCUUUCGCCCACUUGGCCGUCUCAAGUGGUGCCAGAUCUGCCGCGAACAACAUACCUCCCUAUAAAUUAGUUAUACUCGAUGAGGCCGAUUCAAUGACAGCUCCAGCCCAAGCUGCCCUCCGGCGUACCAUGGAAACAGAGACCCGAACCACACGGUUCUGCCUUACUUGCAACUACGUAACCCGCAUUAUUGACCCCAUAACGAGCCGAUGUGCCAAGUUCCGUUUUCGUCCACUGGAUAACGAUGUUUCUCGCGCGCGUUUGCGCUACGUAUGCGACGCGGAAGGACUAUUUGUGGAGGAUGACGUUCUGGAUUAUACGUUGUUAUUAUCUGGCGGUGAUCUGCGUCGGGGUAUAACGAUGCUGCAAAGCGCAUAUCAAUUAUAUCAUCCCUCCGAUGGAGUGCGUAUAAGCAAGGAACAUUUGGAUGAAGUGGCUUCUGUCAUUCCUACCCAGUUACUUUUGGAUCUUGUGGAAGUUGCCCGAAAGGGAAGGUUCGACGAGAUGCAGAGCAAGGUCAAGGAUUUGCUUUUCAAAGGUCAUUCGGCACACCAAGUUAUCUUACAGCUUCACAAUUUAGCUAUCCAAUCCAACACUCUUAGUGAUAAACAGAAGGGUCCACUGCUUGAGGAAUUGGCGGUUAGUUUUCCGUUUGUCUAUAUUUUCACGCAUAGCUUUCCUUCCAUGAUACUCUAUUUGCACAAACCCUGUUCUUCACUAUCCGUGGCAAGAUCUAAUAUCGUAUCCAUACUUUGUAUUCUAUUGCGCAAUACUGCGUCCAUAUGCUUUCUACUCGUACACAUGCUUCUUUGAGGUUCCUGAACAGAAAACCUUCUGCUGGAAUUUUCACCUUAUGAUUGCAAAUUACAGCAUCUUUUCACAAGACAUACCGUCAGCUCUAUCACUG